AUGUCCACACCUUCAAUAGCAACCACAAUAAUUCCUGCACACCACUCUCAAUAUGGCUAUCCCCAUCAGAACCUUUACUCUCCGUCAACACGCACAUACCCCGCAACCAACACUCUUCCUGCGCCUCAGAGACUGACGACCUCCUACGUUUCCUCUUACCCGACUGCUCCUCAGUACCAACGACCACAGCCCUCUCCUGCCGUUUCAUAUCGACAACCAUCCAAUCUCUCAAUGGCUCCCUCCCAGCAGAACUCUUCUACAGCCGAGUCUGCCUCCAAACGUCAGCCAGAUUGGAAUGAAUUUUACAAAAAUGGCGUCCCCAAAGAAAUCAUCGUUAUCGAUGAUGAUUCACCCGAUCCCCAAUAUCCAGCAGCCACGUCCAACAUGACAAACAGGCAACCCAGAGCAGAUGGUUCCACUUAUAUAUCUAAUCCCGGCCGAAAAAGAAAAGUCGACCAGGGUUACGAAAUCGAGUAUUCCGACAGUCCAACAUUUUCUACACAUCCUGCAAAAUUCGGUGGCUCUUCAUCGGCCUCAUACCAGUCUGGCGAUCGGACAACUUCUUUGCAGACUGUCACUGCCCCUACAUCUCUGGAGUCUUACGCCGGAAACAAUGCUAGCAGCAGUUUCGAAGAUGUCAGAGCCGGUCAGAAAAGGAAACGAGUUCAACCUCAAAAGGAAACCAGGGCCCAAACAAAACGAAAGCAACAGGAAUCAACCACCGAUGCAUUUGCCGACUAUAUUCCACCCCCCAAGCCACUAAAGAAGGCUGGCGAUGUUCAUGUUCCUGUGAUUCGUGAUAAUUUACACAAACACCAGAAAGCCGACGAUGAUGAUGGUCACUACAUUGUUAGUCCCAAUGUACCUUUGACAGAUCGAUAUGAUAUCAUCAAACUCCUUGGCCAGGGUACUUUUGGAAAAGUUGUGGAGGCAUUCGACAAGAAAAAGAGGACGAAAUGUGCUGUCAAGAUAAUAAGAUCGGUUCAGAAAUAUCGCGAUGCUAGUCGCAUCGAACUGCGGGUUCUCUCCACGCUUGCCCUCAACGACAAAACCAACAGGAACAAGUGUAUCCACCUACGAGACUCCUUCGACUUUCGGAACCACAUCUGCAUUGUCACCGAUCUUCUCGGCCAAAGUGUCUUCGAUUUCCUCAAAGGCAACGGCUUCGUACCCUUUCCCAGUUCUCAGAUCCAGAGUUUUGCACGUCAACUCUUUACCAGUGUGGCUUUUCUGCAUGAUCUCAAUCUCAUUCAUACCGAUCUCAAGCCGGAGAACAUUCUGCUCGUCCAUAAUGCGUAUCAAACAUUCACAUACAACCGGACGAUACCUUCAUCAUCUCACACCAACUCUCGCACUGCCAAGCAGCGACGUGUUCUGUUGGACAGUGAAAUCCGUUUGAUCGACUUUGGAUCUGCCACCUUUGAUGACGAAUACCACUCUUCUGUGGUUUCUACACGACAUUAUCGUGCACCAGAAAUCAUAUUACAACUUGGUUGGAGCUUCCCAUGCGACAUCUGGAGCAUAGGAUGCAUAAUAGUCGAAUUCUUCACGGGUGAUGCUCUGUUUCAGACUCACGAUAACUUGGAACAUCUCGCCAUGAUGGAAGCAGUCUGCAGUGGCAAGAUCGACAACAAACUUGUAAAACAGGUUUGCCAGGGAAGCCGCGGUGCCAAUGGAAACCCUGCCUCCAAAUUCUUCAACCGAGGAAAAUUGGAAUAUCCGAAUAAUGAAACGUCAAAGGCAUCGCGCAAAUACGUCAAGGCUAUGAAGCAUCUCAAUGAAUUUAUUCCAGCCAAUACAAAUUUCAACAAGCAGCUUCUGGACUUGUUGAAGAAAAUCUUUGUUUACGAUCCAAAGAAUCGGAUAUCGGCAAAAGAAGCCCUCAAGCAUCCUUGGUUCAAGGAAACACUUGUCGAUGAUGGCACAGAAGCCAUUCGUAUACGAGAAGAACGUGCCAAUGUGGGGCCUGAUCCCAAAAGAGCACGAGUGUGA
Messenger RNA from Exophiala bonariae, 1992 nucleotides. RefSeq lists its product as uncharacterized. Gene Ontology annotation, molecular function: protein serine/threonine kinase activity; ATP binding. The record is from RefSeq and is a predicted model, not a curated record. The coding region runs from base 1 to 1992 and encodes 663 amino acids. Gene Ontology annotation, biological process: regulation of RNA splicing; protein phosphorylation. Gene Ontology annotation, cellular component: nucleus. Lineage: Eukaryota; Fungi; Ascomycota; Eurotiomycetes; Chaetothyriales; Herpotrichiellaceae. The transcript has 5 exons.